This is a messenger RNA of Amphibalanus amphitrite, 1383 nucleotides long. RefSeq names its product dipeptidyl peptidase 1-like. The transcript is spliced from 7 exons. Bases 7 to 807 code for a protein of 266 amino acids. Gene Ontology annotation, molecular function: cysteine-type endopeptidase activity. Gene Ontology annotation, cellular component: lysosome. NCBI's taxonomy places the organism in Eukaryota, Metazoa, Arthropoda, Thecostraca, Balanomorpha, Balanidae. The record is from RefSeq and is a predicted model, not a curated record.
CCAGAGAUGCAGCGCCGCUCGGGAGGACACCUAUCCAGGGUGUACGGUCUGACCAGCCGCGGAGAUCGCUACACCACCGUCUCUGAGCAGCUGGAGAUGGACAGACUACCGCGGGAGUGGGACUGGAGGAACGUCGACGGCGUCAACUAUGUGUCACCAGUGAGGAACCAGGGCGCCUGCGGCUCAUGUUACGCCUUUGCCUCGAUGGGAGCUCUCGAGGCGCGCGUGAGAAUUCUCACCAACAACACGCGCCGAUCGGUGUUCUCACCCCAGGACAUUGUCAGCUGCAGUGAGUUCAGCCAAGGAUGCUCCGGCGGCUUCCCCUAUCUGAUCGCAGGGAAAUACGGCAUGGAUUACGGCGUGGUGGUGGAAGCCUGUAACCCCUACAUGGGCAAGGACACGGAGAAUUGCACUACGGACGAGACCUGCCGUAGGGUUUACACCUACCAAUACAAAUACGUGGGAGGGUUUUUCGGCGGAUGCAGCGAGCUAGAAAUGAUGCGGGCCCUGGUGAAGAAGGGACCGCUCCCGGUGGGUUUCGAGGUGUACCCCGACUUCCAGAGCUACAAGGGCGGCAUCUAUCGGCACGUCACCGAAACGAGACAGUUCGGCUUUGAUCCGCUGGAGCUGACCAAUCACGCCGUGCUCCUAGUCGGUUAUGGAGUGGAGGACGGAAAGAAGUACUGGAUCGUCAAAAACUCGUGGGGAGAAGAGUGGGGUGAGAAGGGCUUCUUCAGAAUCGAGCGCGGAAACGACAUGUGCGGCUUUGAGAGCAUGGCCGUCGACUUUGACGUCAGCCCCUACUGAGUGUUGAUGUCACACACCGACUGGUGACGUCACCUCUGUCUGAACACUAUGACUGCAGUGACGUCAUACGGAGGGGGUCACACGAAUGACGUCAUAGUGUGAAUGUAAAUCAUGCUGCCGAACGUCACGAAGACGGGACCAUGUGACAGUGACCGUUCCACUUCGUGAUGUGGUUGCUUAGAAAAGCAUUGGUCUUCUUAUAGCUGCAAUAUCACAUAACAACUGAGUUAUAUCACAUCUAGUAAAAGCACACCGAUAUACGUUAUCGGUGCCGUAUAUAGUGUUUCAGUAAAAAACCUAUGCUACAUUCCGGUCAUGGCCUUAUGCUGUAAAUGGCAUGAGGUUAAUGCCUAGAUCACCAAGAGCCGCCUUGCAGAGAUAGUGUACCUAUAGCUUGUAUUUUACAUAUCUGAUGGAGACCAGGAGAGGUGCCUUUUUGUUUGACCCUCUUUUCUCGAUAUUGUUUCUUGUACAUUUUUGCAGAGCUUCGAUGGUUAUUAAUUGCUCUACGGUAUAUACUUACCAGAUAUCAACCAAUGCUCGCCAUGAUUAUGCCAAUAAACUGUAAAGCAUUUA